UCUCUUACAUGUUCGCGUCAAUUUGUGCACAGAUUGCUGGAACCAGAUAUAUAAUUGAAACGAGUUCCGAUAAAUCAAAGUCGGAAAAUGGAAAUGUUCGCUUAGAGAUUUUAGUUUUGUGAAGUAAGUUUUCUCGUUUUCGUAGAUUUCUAAUCUCGAGGGAGCUCAGAAUCGAGCCUGAAAGCCAUGUACAGAGCUCUGUGGCUUUCUCCAUUGCGAUUUAUUCUGAGCUCGUCGUCGUCAAAGUUAAAGCCAUACGUAUAUCGAGGACAGGCACGAAGUAGAAUUUAUAAUGGGGAUGGUUGUUCUUGUUCUCGUAGUGUCACGACAUUGAUAGGUGAUGAUUUUUUUCGAUGCCAAGAUGAAUCUACUAGGAAGAUCUUACAAGUGCAGAUUUUUGAUGCCCUUCGAUCCGGAGAGAGGCCUGGAGCUUCAGCUCUGCUUUUAAAGUUCAUACAGGGGAAUUAUCCACUGGGUGCUGAUGAUUUUCAUGGUAUUCUAAGUUAUUGUGCGCGAUCACCGGAUCCUGUGUUUGUCAUGGAGACUUACAGUUUAAUGUGUAACAAGGAAAUCAGUCUGGACAGCAGAUCUUUGUUGUUCAUAGUACAAUCCCUUUGUAAUGGGGGACACUUGGAUAAGGCAUCAGAGUUUAUUCACGCUGUUGGAGAAGAUGAUAGUAUCUCUCCUGUUUUGCCCAUCUAUAACUAUUUUCUUGGAGCCUGUGCAAAAAUGAGAAGUGUAUAUCACGCUAGUAAAUGUUUGGAAUUGAUGGAUCAACGGAGGGUGGGGAAGAAUGAAAUAACAUAUGCAGCACUUCUCAAGCUUGCAGUUUUUCAGCACAAUCUAUCAGCCGUCAAUGAUAUCUGGAGACACUAUUUCGACCACUAUAGUCUCAAUAUACUCUCUCUCAGAAAAUUCGUAUGGUCCUAUACGAGGUUGGGGGAUUUGAAAUCAGCAUAUGAACUGUUGCAGUACAUGGUGGAUCUAGCUGUGAGACGAGAGCUCUAUGUCCAAUCCAACCAAGGAAAAUUGCGUUCCACGAGACUGGAUAUUCCUGUACCAUCAAAUGGUGAAACAGAAUCAGAAAAAGUUGCUUAUGGAGUAAAUGAUCACAUGGUUUCGCCGAGGGUGGAUGCUCAUGGAAAUAGCAUUGUGGACUGUAAUUUGUCUGGUGCACAGAGUAAUGAAAUUGAGUCUUCUAAUAUGGCUUUGCCGAAAGGUCAUAACAAUAUCCCUGCAACUAAGGUCCUCAGGUGGUCGUUCAAUGAUGUGAUUCAUGCAUGUGGACGAUCUAAAAACUCUGAUCUUGCGAAGCAGCUAAUGCUUCAGAUGCAAAAUCUUGGGUUGCUACCAUCAAGCCACACAUAUGAUGGUUUCAUUAGAGCUGUUGCAUUUCCAGGAGGAUAUGAAUAUGGCAUGUCACUGUUGAAAGUUAUGCAGCAGCAGAAUUUGAAACCAUAUGAUUCAACUCUUGCUACGGUCUCAGCUUAUUGCAGCAAAGCCUUUCAAGUUGAUUUAGCUGAACAUUUGCUGGAUCAAAUAUCUGAAUGCUCGUACGCAUAUCCUUUUAAUAACCUUCUUGCUGCAUAUGACUCCUUGGAUCAACCAGAGCGUGCUGUCCAAGUUUUGGCUAGAAUGAAACAGCUAAAACUGCGUCCAGAUAUGAGGACCUAUGAACUGCUCUUUUCAUUAUUUGGUAAUGUGAAUGCACCAUAUGAAGAGGGCAACAUGUUGUCUCAAGCAGACUGCUGUAAAAGGAUUAACGCUAUAGAAAUGGACAUGGUGAGAAAUGGUUUUCAGCACAGUUCUAUCUCAAGGCGGAAUGUGCUGAGAGCCCUAGGAGCUGAAGGUAUGGUGAAUGAGAUGAUCCGACACCUGCAAAAGGCUGAGAACCUCAGUGUUUACAGCAAAACGUAUCUAGGAACGCCUACAUACAACAUAGUGCUUCAUUCACUUCUCGAGGCAAGCGAAACUGAAAUGGUGAUCAAAAUAUUCAAACGUAUGAUAUCAUAUGGCUGUCCUGCAGACGCUGCUACCUACACUAUAAUGAUUGAUUGUUGCAGCAUUAUUAACUCUUAUAAAUCAGCCUGUGCCCUAGUUUCCAUGAUGAUCCGUGACGGGUUUACUCCAAAAGCUGUUACGUUUACUGCUCUGAUGAAGAUUUUGCUGAAUGAUGGGAAUUUCGAGGAGGCACUUAAUCUCCUGGACCAAGCUGCGUUGGAAGAGAUACAUCUUGAUGUCUUAUCAUUCAACACUAUUUUGCGUAAAGCAUUUGAGAAGGGAAUGAUUGAUGCGAUUGAGUACAUGGUGGAGCAAAUGCACCGAGAGAAAGUGAAUCCAGAUCCAACGACAUGCCAUUAUGUUUUCACUUGCUAUGUGGAAAAGGGGUAUCAUACAACAGCCAUAGAAGCUUUGAAUGUUCUGAGCUUAAGGAUGAUCAAAGAAGAAGACAAAGAGAAUCUCCAGGAGAAGAAAACAGAGCUUGAGGAAAAAUUCAUCAUGAACGAAGAUCCUGAAGCCGAAUUAAAGAUAAUGGAGCUGUUCAGAGACUCUGACGAGCAUCUUGCUGCAGCACUUCUGAAUCUAAGAUGGUGCGCGAUGCUUGGGUCCCGGAUUAUAUGGUCAGAAAACCAAAGCCCUUGGGCCAGAGGACUCUCCAUCAAGUAUGGUUAAGAAUGUGAACUGUUCAGUGUUCUUGAAGAAGAAGGGUUUUGGUUUCCUCCUCUUGGCUAUUAAUUCACUCUGCCAUUUCACGAAAGCUGCUUCGUUUUGGUUUUGUAUCAUUACAAACUGUUGAUUCUAAUUGCUGACAUUUGGAGGUCACCAAUCAACAAACGAGCGGUCGUUUUGAUGAGACGGAUCAACAAAGAUGGCUAGAAGCAUUUUUUAAAGCGGCUACAAACAAGGCGAACUGCGAAUCAUCAAUUGAGAUUGAGUUUUGUUAUUUUAUUUUAUAAUUAAUUUUGAAAAACUUUCUCUUAUAUUGUAUUAUCUUUUUUCUUAAUAAAUAACCAGAGAAAUUCUAAUUGCACCUGAAACUUCUCGGGA
Molecule: messenger RNA, 3048 nt
Organism: Capsella rubella
Lineage: Eukaryota; Viridiplantae; Streptophyta; Magnoliopsida; Brassicales; Brassicaceae
Product: pentatricopeptide repeat-containing protein At1g76280
Exons: 14
Coding region: 187-2673 (828 amino acids)
Molecular function (GO): protein binding
Source: RefSeq, a predicted model, not a curated record